Molecule: messenger RNA, 1632 nt
Organism: Alternaria burnsii
Lineage: Eukaryota; Fungi; Ascomycota; Dothideomycetes; Pleosporales; Pleosporaceae
Product: amidase signature enzyme
Exons: 3
Coding region: 1-1632 (543 amino acids)
Molecular function (GO): catalytic activity
Source: RefSeq, a predicted model, not a curated record
AUGUCUGUCUUUUUCGACUCUCCUAUAAGUGAGGAUCUUGUGGCGGUGGGCGACGCAGAAGCCGUGCUGGAAAGCAUCGGUGUUACCGAUGGCAUACCAGCAAAUGAAUCCCAGGACUACCAUCAGCUGUUAGCUGCUGUUCAUGAUGUUGCGGAACACAUACUACAAUUACCGGACUAUACGGCACGGACAGAUACUGAGAAGUACCCGCGAGAGCAAAUACAUCGACCAUCCGCAGAUGAGCAGGAUUUUGGUAAUGCUUGGGCCCACAAGUUUCUCAUAAGUGGCAAUCCAAAAGGAAGCUUGUUGAGAGGAAAGACGCUAUGUCUCAAAGAUAAUAUCGCAGUGGCUGGAGUGCCACAGUUCUUUGGAACUGAUGCCAUCCCUGCGUGGACACCUGAUGACGACGCCACCGUAGUUAGACGAGCACUAGAUGCCGGUGCUGACGUCGUGGGAACGACUAUAUGCGAGAACUUCUGCAACUCUACCUCGUCCUUUACUUCGGCACAAGGUACCGUCCACAACCCAUAUGCAAGGGGUUACUCUGCUGGUGGCAGCACAUCUGGUGGUUCCGCAGUAGUCGGCGGGGGUCUUGUAGACAUCGCAAUUGGUGCCGAUCAAGGUGGAAGUAUCCGCGUCCCGUCAUCUUUCUGUGGCUGUGUCGGACUGAAGCCAACACAUGGCCUAGUCCCUUACACUGGGAUAUCCAGCGGCGACGCUAUCAAUGAUCAUGCCGGGCCCAUAGCAAGAUCAGUAAACGACGUAGCAUUAUGCCUUGACGCAAUCAGUGGAAAAGACGACUACGAUGAUCGUACACUUGGUGCACCGACACACGGUUCUACACAGUACGCAAAAAGUCUCCAAAAGUCGGUCGCAGGAUUGAAGAUUGGCAUUCUCAAAGAAGGCUUUGAGCAUCGACUCGUCAACCAAGAUGUCAGGUCGACCGUGAGGAAGGCCGUUCAGUCUUUCGAACGUCUCGGUGCUACCGCCGAAGAGAUUUCGCUACCUCUCCAUCUAGAAGGACCAGCUAUUUGGACCAUCCAACAGCGGAUCGCAGGUACUCUCAACAUGUUGGGCUAUGCGCACGGUCGAAGAGGUCUCUUCUCAACAGCCUACGAGGCCGCAAGACAGCCAUGGACGAACGAAACUUUCCAGAAACUCUUCCCAUCCACGAAAAAUACCAUGAUCAACGGCCUCUCUCUUAUGCAAAACUAUCCAGGUCUUUAUGCGAAGACUAUGAACCUCGCUCAACAGCUCCGAGACUCUUAUGAAAAGCUUUUCCAAGACUUCGAUCUUAUUGUCAUGCCAACGACACCUUUUGUAGCUCCACCGAACAUAGAUUGGAAGCGAGGGGAGGAUGCACCAAUGGAUGCACUGAAGCCAAGUAUGGGCAUCACCAUCAAUACCGCUAUCUUUGAUGUCACAGGUCACCCGGCCAUGUCACUUCCCGUUGGAUUUGCCCCUUCGGGUGUCGAUCCUGAAGUUAAAUUACCGGUUGGCAUGCAACUAGUUGGUGGCCUAUGGCAAGAGCAGAAGAUACUAAACGCGGCUUUCGCGUGGGAGUCGGCAAACGACUGGAAAAGGAUUGGCUUUUCAAAAGACCAAGAUUCAAGGCUUGCCACGAAGCUAUGA